UUCGAUCAUUUCUGAAAGGUUCUUGCUAUCAUCCUACAGUGCAGAUCAACUUCUCCAAAGACAGACAGAGACUGUGACACCACUAUGCAGCUGUUCCUCUUCCUGUUUGCUCUGGCUCUGGGUGCUGUGUCUCCUUCAGAUCAAGAUCAGACAAGGCUACAGCGUGCAGGCUGUCCUAUGUUCUGGUACAAUUUCAACGGUCGCUGCUACAAGUACAUCAGCACACCUACGACGUGGGCUGAUGCAGAGCUCUACUGUUUGUCACUGAGAGCAAACCUGGUGUCUAUACACAGUCUAGAAGAGAAAAACUUUGUCAAACUCCUGAUUAAAAACUACGACCAUUCAGAGAGGUGGACCUGGAUUGGACUCAGUGACAUUCACAAAGAAGGCAAUUGGAUGUGGUCUGACGGCUGCCAGGCCAAAUAUUUCUUUUGGGCGUCAGGCCAGCCUGACAACGCGAACGGUGAACAUUGUGUCCACUACAAUUUGGGCAUAGAUCUAAAAUGGAAUGAUUUACCUUGUUCUCAUUUGGCUCCCUCUGUUUGUGCAUCUCGCAUAAACUGUCCAUAGCAACUGAGAUGUAAAAAUGGUCUGAUUCAACCUGGUUAUUGCUCACCUGUUACUCUGUUUUUUAAUAUGUAAGAUCAAACACACGUAUACACUUUCAUUUGUGUACACAAUACUUGUUUUAUUUUUUGCAUUUUGUACAAUAAAUGUACAAACACCCUUUAAAUCAUAUUUGCUCUAAAUAUGAAGACUAUGUAUAUUAAUUUAAUAAUGUGUGUCUGUUUGUGUUGAAUUUUGAAUCACAAAUAAACGGUUUCUUGCUUAUGGACUGUCAUGCCAUUUGCAAGGAUUAUAAAAUAC
Labrus bergylta (ballan wrasse) is the source of this 867-nucleotide messenger RNA. RefSeq names its product lactose-binding lectin l-2. The record is from RefSeq and is a predicted model, not a curated record. NCBI's taxonomy places the organism in Eukaryota, Metazoa, Chordata, Actinopteri, Labriformes, Labridae. Gene Ontology annotation, molecular function: signaling receptor activity.